UGGUGUGUGUGUGGUGUGUGUGUGUGGAGUGAGUGUGUGUGUGUCUGGAUUAUAGUGUGUUUGUGUUAGUUAGUUAGUUAGUUGGUGACAGUGUCUGUGUGUCUCUGAGUUAGUUCAUUUGUGUGUAUUUGUUUGAGUGAGUGAUUUACUUAGUGUGUGUGAUUGUGCGUGUGUGAAACAGUGUGCAUGUAUGAGUGUGUGUGUGCGUGACUUGUGUGCAUGUGUGAUUUAGUGUGUGUGAUUUAGCCAGUGUUUGUUUGGGUGUGUGUGUGAGGAUGAGUGUGCCUGUGAUGAAGAUUGGCGUGGUCCUGAGCACCAUGGCGAUGGUUGCUAACUGGAUGUCUCAGACUCUGCCCUCAUUGGUCGGCCUCAAUGGAACCCUGGUCGCCCCCGACGGAACACAUGAGAAGAGAGUCAGCGGGGUUUUCCCAGGUGAGGAAGAGGAAGGUUGGAGUGUCUUCACCUCCUCCUCGGCCCCUGAUGGGGGGUGUGUGUGUACCGUGGUCGCCCCCGGCAACAAUCUCUGUAGCCGAGACGCCCACAGCCACCAGACCCACCUGCUCGCUUUGCAGAUGCAGACCGUCAGCCUGCUGAUUCAGGACGUGUUUCUUGGUUCCUCCAGGGACCUGCAGCUCCUCCAGGACUCUGAACCCCUCCUGAGGGGGGUGGAGGGGCGGGUACACACACACACCCUCCUCACCCCACAGGCCCUGCAGGAGUUGAAGGGUCAGAUGUCUCAACUUCUCCCCCUGCUGCUGGUGACAUCACAGUACAUGUCCCGCCUCCAGACCCUCUCCCUGCUCAGGGAUCAACUCCUGAAUCUGUCAGUCAUCCUGUCAGCCAAUCAGGAGGAGGCAGGAUGGAGCUAUGAGGAGCUGCAGGAGAGUGCUGUUGUCUUAGAGACACGUCCUGCCUGCAUGAACAAGCUGGGGUGUGGUCACCUCACAGACAUCAGUGCUCCAGUAACAGUGAGAGUUUCUGGAUCGCGGUUCGGAGCCUGGAUGACUGACGGCAUGAUGCUCUCCUCCGACACCCGGGUGUGGAGUAUGGACGGCUAUGUUAACGGUAAGCGUGUGUUGGAGUUCAGGAACAUGGAGGACUUCCUGCAUGGGCGGAGCCUCACCCAGCACCUGCUGCCCUAUCCCUGGUCUGACGGUCAUGUGGUCUACAACGGCUCCCUCUACUACAACAAGCACCGCAGCAACAACCUGGUACAGUAUGACCUCAGGUCUCGUCAGGUGCUGCAGCAGAGGACUCUGGAGGGGGCGGGGUCUGACACCUUCCCCUACAGCUGGGGCGGAGCUUCUGACAUCGACCUCAUGGUGGAUGAGGUGGGGCUCUCGGUCCACGCCUCCCUCGCCAGCGCCGGCAACAUCCAGGUGAGUCGUCUGGACCCCCUGACCCUGUCCCCCCUGCACUCCUGGGACACUGGCUUCCCCAAGCGCAGUGCUGGCGAGAGCUUCCUCAUCUGUGGCACCCUCUACAUCACCGACUCUCACCUGUCUGGAGCCAAGAUCCGCUUCUCCUUCAGCACCACCAGCGGAGAGUAUCGCUACACAGACAUCCCCUUCCACAACCGCUACGCCCACAUCUCCAUGCUGGAUUACAACCCCAGAGAGAGACUGCUCUUCUCCUGGAACAACGGACACCAGGUCCUCUACAACAUCACCCUUGUUCAGCUGGUGUAGAGGGAGGAGGAGAUAGGAGGAGGAGGGAGGGAGGGGAGGACAGGAGAGGCAAGGAGGGAUAGAAUAGAAUUGUGAUUCGAUGAGAGAAUGAACAGUGUGUGUGUCUCAUCAUGGUUAUUGACAUGUGAGCAGUAAUAAAGA
Messenger RNA from Osmerus eperlanus (European smelt), 1829 nucleotides. Its product is annotated as noelin-2-like. The record is from RefSeq and is a predicted model, not a curated record. Gene Ontology annotation, biological process: signal transduction. NCBI's taxonomy places the organism in Eukaryota, Metazoa, Chordata, Actinopteri, Osmeriformes, Osmeridae.